Molecule: messenger RNA, 1226 nt
Organism: Phaeodactylum tricornutum CCAP 1055/1
Lineage: Eukaryota; Bacillariophyta; Bacillariophyceae; Surirellales; Neidiaceae
Exons: 1
Coding region: 354-1226 (290 amino acids)
Biological process (GO): mitochondrial transport; carnitine transmembrane transport
Cellular component (GO): mitochondrial envelope
Molecular function (GO): O-acyl-L-carnitine transmembrane transporter activity
Source: RefSeq, a predicted model, not a curated record
GCAAGUAGUAAAAUCCGUUCCCUCGCCGUCGACGGCCCAGAGUUCAAACAAACAUACACCGCUAGACUGACACUGAUUGACAAGUGUGACACUGCACGCCCCAUUUUGCCAUACCCUCUAGCGGCAGGGAAUCCGUCCUACCAUUUACCGGUACAACUACAACUACAGUACGUUAACUAUUUGUUGUCCAUCGUUGGCUCCGUCCCCAAAAGCGAUCACUACUGCUACUACCACCGCAACGGUAGGAUUCAUUGAACGAGCCGUUACCAGUAGGGCUUUCGAAAAAACAUCACGUGCACACACGCCCAUUGUUGCUAGUCUGUUUUGAUUUUCUACAGCUUCAUCGACGCAUCAUGCCACUGUCGGACGCGUGGAUUGAUUUCGUGGCGGGCUGGUGUUCGGGUGCCGCCGCCGUUUUGGUUUGCCAACCCGUCGAUACGGUACUGACACGGCUACAGGCCGGGACGGUCUCGUCCCUCGUCACCGGUACCACCCGUGCUACUACAACCACCACCACCGCGCGUACCGCAACCCUCGACUUGACGCAGUCUGCUGGAUUCCAGGCACUCUGGCGCGGGGCCUCGCCCAUGAUUACCGCCGUGCCUUUGCAGAACGCUCUGCUCAUGGGCGGCUACGGCGUCGGACAAGCCUACUCCGCCGGAAACUUGGAUUCCGCGGAUCGCCUCGCCGCCAUUUUCGUCGGCGGCUGUACCGGUGGAAUUCUACAAUCCUUCCUCAUGAGUCCGGUGGAACUCAUCAAAGUCUCACAGCAGGUCCGCGGUACCCCCUUGCGGGACGCCGGUGGCGCCGUUCUCACGCACUGGGCCCAACCCGCCGCCUGGCGGGGACUCUACGCCACACUGCUCCGUGACGGCAUACCGCACGGCGUAUGGUUCGCCACCUACGAAGUCGCCAAGGACGGCCUCGAGGAAACGCUGGGGAAGGAUUCCGUCAGUGUACCUCUCGCCAGCGGUGCCCUAGCGGCGACCGCCGCCUGGGCCGUCGGGUACCCCGCCGAUCUCAUCAAAACAAGGAUUCAAGCCGCCGGUCCCACCGAAAACCACGGUAUCGUCGAGACGGCGCGCGCCAUUAUGAACGAAGGAAACGCAGGUGUGGCCGGGCUCUACCGAGGAUUUGGCUUGAAACUGGUGCGGUCGAUACCCGCCUCCAUGAUUGGCUUUACCGUUUACGAAUUCGUCAAGAAGCAAGUACAAGACCGAUGGUAG